Necator americanus (New World hookworm) is the source of this 2343-nucleotide messenger RNA. RefSeq lists its product as uncharacterized. The record is from RefSeq and is a predicted model, not a curated record. The transcript has 20 exons. NCBI's taxonomy places the organism in Eukaryota, Metazoa, Nematoda, Chromadorea, Rhabditida, Ancylostomatidae. The coding region runs from base 1 to 2343 and encodes 780 amino acids.
AUGAGCUUCAAUCUACAUCGCUUUAUUGUGUUUCUAAUCUGUGUGGGACCCUGCUGUUCAUAUGAUGAAACCAAUGAGUUAGCCAAAGUCUGUCAUCCAGUUGCUCUACGUCUCAACGUGUUGUUCCUCCUCGAUGGCUCAGGAUCAGUGUCCGGAUCAACGUUCGAUAUGCAAAUGAAGAUGCUGAAUAAAAUUGCCAACAUGAUGCAUAUUGGCAAAAAUGAAAGUCAAAUCGCCGUGCUACAGUACGCCGGCUACACAAGGCUUGAGUUUGGUUUCAAUGACAAUCAGAGCCUUGACUAUCUUCUGAACACACUUCGCAAAGUCCGACAUAUGUCAGGCACUACUAAAACUGGUAAAGCAAUGAGCAAAGCAUUGGAACUCUUUCAGAAAGCGAAACGCCCGGAUGAGGAUGUUUCUCAGGUUGCUGUUGUUGUCACUGACGGUCAUUCUCACGACAAUCCUCUUCCAGCCGCCGAAGUACUACGUGCAGCUGGAGUUACAAUCCUUACACUUGGUAUUGGAAGGCAUAUUAACAGAGGCGAGAUCGUUCUUAUUAGUGGAAAAGAGGAACUGGCAUUUCAGGAUCUUCAUAAGAAUACUUCCUUGGAGAAUUUCGUAUCCGGCUUCAAGAACUUGUCUCAAGGAGAGCACUGUGAAUACGCUAGAGGUUCUGAUGGAGCGCAGAUCACUUGUGGAUCGGAUUUCGUUCAGGUUGAAGUUUCUACAACUCGAAAGUUGAAGGGACGUCUAUUCUUCGAAGGUUUCCACGCCGAACCACAUUGCUUUUCCAUCGAUGACAGCUCUCAUGUGGUCUCUGAAAAUGGCUCACGAUACGAUGUACAGAUUAUAGCACCACAUGGCAGAUGUGGAUUAGAUAAAUUAUAUGAGCCUAGUUCCGGUGGUUUUCUGGUCACCUCAAGAGCAGUUCUUCAAUUUGAUCCACAUUUUACAACGGUUCAUGACCAUUCCUUCGAGAUUCGGUGUUUUUAUGCUGACAACCGGAAGAAGGAGAAAAAUCCACGGCGAGCACAAGGCGUCAACACGCUGGAGGAGGACGCGGCUGGCAAUAGUUUCAACGUCUUUGACGGCUCCGACAAAAUGACGUGCAGCUACCAAGUCGUCCCCGAAAUCGACCAAUGCUCUCCGAAUGGGGUCACUGUAGGAACGCAGUUGUUGCAUAGGUGGAUCUGCGAUCAAACGCACGAGAGAUUCUUAGUUCAUUCAUGUUCCAUUAUCGAUCCUGUCACUCAUCGUUCACAAAUUAUUCUGAAUAACAAUGGAUGCACGGUCGACAAAUCGAUUAUCUCCGAUUUGACCUAUUCUCAAAACGGCACUGUGACAGCAUUAGGUAGAGCAGUUCGCUUCACUGAUGCUCCGAUUGUAAGAUAUUCGUGCAGUCUGAAGUUGUGUAGCGAAGAGAAUGAGGACUGUAACUCGUCAUUUCCGCCGCAAUGUCGUUCCAAACGUUCCGUUUUUACAUCCGAAGAAAUUGCAUUCCCACUCCCCGUAGAGACAUUUACAAGAGAGUACGAAUCUGCUGCAUACGAUGACGAUGUGGAGACGUUAUUGCCAGAUCCAGAACCAGCUAUAAUGAAAACGAUAGGAGAGAAGCAUUCCGAGGUGGUGACACCAUCGUCGUCCACGUUGGCUGUGUCGUCCACGUUCUCCGCUAUAUCAAGUGAAAGGAUGUCCUCAAUCGCACAGUUGUUCCCACCUGGCGGCGUUGACGUCAAGUUGAACCCGAAGAGCGUUGCUAUUGUAGAAACUGAUCAUGCCAGAGACCAAUUCAAACAAGCUCUACAACUUCGUGCCAGCUCGGCGCAACCAAGUCCUAUUGAGAGAACAGAGCGAAUCUCAAACAGCAAUGAUGUUCACGCAGAUAUCCACGAAAUGCCGAAGCAUACCAGAUCAGUGCUCGUGAAAUCGUCCGUUAGAAGAAAGCCAAACAACGUCGUGCUCAGAAAGCUGAAAGGCUUCGUUAGAAAGUCUUCCAGAGACAAAAAUGUUCAUGAAAAUGUGAAAGAAGCCAUUCUGUCCGAGACGUCGCCGGCUGUACAUCAUACAGUUCGGUCAUCCACAUUACAGUUCGAUGAAGUGACUGAUUCGAUUGAAACUAUGCAGACCACACAGAUGUCAAGCUCUUCGCCUUCCAUUACAACGACUCCUUCACUUCACAGUACAACUUCUUCAACGAGUGUUCCCACUGUAACUGUAGAAGAUGUUGAUAACAACACAAUCGACGAUUUUGAGGAGGAAGUGAUAGUUACCAGUGAAGCGCUGCUAGUGCGUUCACCUCAUGAGAAGUUCGUCACUGGCUGUUCCAGGAGUGGCCGAUGUUGA